Molecule: messenger RNA, 798 nt
Organism: Acanthosepion pharaonis
Lineage: Eukaryota; Metazoa; Mollusca; Cephalopoda; Sepiida; Sepiidae
Source: the annotation of a GenBank genome assembly
AUGCGCAUGCGUGAAUUUGAUUACACCGGAAGUAUCUCGAUGAUGGCUGACGUGGAUUUUCAUUCAAACCAGGUGGGUAAGGGUUUGGAAGAACCAUUGCUUAUACCAGACCCUAAGGCCUCUGGGGAUCAUCAUAGCCAACAUGCAAAGGGUGAGAUGAAUAUGAAUGAUGUUCCUUUGGAAGGAGACAUUACACUUCCUAAAUUAUUUGAGGAAGACCAAGAAGAUGAGCUGUCUACCUUAGACGAGCCUGUCAAAGACACAAUUUUACGAGACCUCAAGGCUGUGGGUGUCAAAUUCUUUCAUGUACUCUAUCCAAAGCAGAGUAAAAUGCUACUGCGUGAAUGGGACUUGUGGGGACCCUUGAUUCUCUGUGUAUUCCUGGCUUUAAUGCUGCAGAGUUCACCAGAAGAUCUUGACAAGAAGCAAGUUGGUGGUCCAGAAUUUUCUGAAGUCUUUGUCAUAUUUUGGGCAGGAUCUGUUAUAGUGACUUUAAAUUCCAAAUUACUCGGUGGGAAUAUUUCCUUCUUCCAAAGUGUGUGUGUCCUUGGCUACUGUGUUUCUCCAUUGGCUCUUAGUCUUCUCAUCUGCCGUCUUAUCCUCACCUUUUCAAAUCCAAACACUGUGCUCUUUGUGAUCCGUUUCCUUGUUGUCUGCCUUGCAUUUGGUUGGUCAACAUUUGCUUCAACAGCAUUCCUGGCCAAUAGUCAGCCAUACAACAAGAAAUACUUAGCCAUGUACCCCAUCUUUCUUUUCUAUUUUGUUAUUAGCUGGCUAAUCAUUUCUCACACACACUGA